This is a messenger RNA of Macrobrachium nipponense, 858 nucleotides long. RefSeq names its product cylicin-1-like. The record is from RefSeq and is a predicted model, not a curated record. Lineage: Eukaryota; Metazoa; Arthropoda; Malacostraca; Decapoda; Palaemonidae. The transcript has 2 exons. Bases 1 to 858 code for a protein of 285 amino acids.
AUGACAGAAGUUCACGGUUCGGUUGUGCGUUCCGCUUUGCAUGACGAUAAUCAAGACGCUUUUAAAGGAGCGUCAGGUAGUGUUCAACGUUCUGUGCAUCGAAGUUCUCUUCAGGACGUUCGGGAAGACGCUUCUUAUGACGCUCGGCGUCUUAAGCAGCGAAGCGCUUGCCAGGACGCUCGAGCAGACGCUUCUCAGGACGCGCGGCGUCUUAUACAUCGGGACGCUCGCCAGGACGCUCGAGCUGACGCUUCUCACGGCGCGCGGCAUCUUACACAUCAGGACGCUCGCCAGGACGCUUCUCAGGACGCACGGCGUCUUACACAUCGGGACGCUCGCCAGGACGCUCGCCAGGAUGCCUUGGAAGAAUGUUUGAGUCCAAAGCGUCAAGAUAUUUCACAAGAUAUUAAAGUGUCGAAGAUAACAAGGAAACAACGAUUGGUUACUUCGAACUCUUCUUCAACAAGAGGCACCCUCUUGCGAACAGGACCUCAAGGAUUAUUAUCAUUGCGAUCUUUGAAGGACACUGAUAAUCGAGAGAGAGAUUCUUCUAGUGAUUUGUGCCCUACGGAUGAUGACGAGCCAACAGCGUCAGCGGCUUCAGACUAUAAGACGUUAACGAACCUUCUUAAGAACUUGUUCCCAGAUAAUUUUCAAGCGCCCGUUCCUUGCUCUCCCCCUUCACAAUUAGCCUCAUCGAAGUCCAUGAUUAAGGAUCUGUCGGUUAAUUUGCAGGAGAAAGCAACGCGGGACCUCUUGACUCAGUCUUCCAGACGCCCUACUCCCCAGGCUUCUACUUCCAACCGCACAAGCCCCAAGAAGAAAUUUAAAGCCCUUUCGUGGAGCACCUUCCUCUAG